Cervus elaphus (red deer) is the source of this 2195-nucleotide messenger RNA. Its product is annotated as disintegrin and metalloproteinase domain-containing protein 30-like. The transcript has a single exon. Gene Ontology annotation, molecular function: metalloendopeptidase activity. Bases 54 to 2195 code for a protein of 713 amino acids. Gene Ontology annotation, biological process: male gonad development; proteolysis. Lineage: Eukaryota; Metazoa; Chordata; Mammalia; Artiodactyla; Cervidae. Gene Ontology annotation, cellular component: plasma membrane; sperm head plasma membrane; external side of plasma membrane. The record is from RefSeq and is a predicted model, not a curated record.
GACUCGCAAGGCCACAGUGGCAGGGACUGACUCACGGGGGGACAGGCUGUGCCAUGAGGUCAGUGAGGCCCUGCCUCUCCCCGGGCCGGUCGCUACUCCUGGCGGUGCUCCUGGUUGACUCUCUUGGCAAGGAUUUAAUUUUUCACCCGGAGUGGGGCUUUGACUCCUAUGAAAUCACCAUUCCCAAGAAGCUGAGCUUCCGUGGAGGGGAGCAGGGGACGGCCAGGCACGUGUCCUACCUCCUGCAGGUAAAAGGCGAGAACCGCGUCCUUCACCUGUGGCCCAAGAGGUUUCUGUUGCCUCGGAAUCUGCAGGUUUUCUCCUUCACAGAACAGGGGAGACUCUUGGAAGAUCACCCUUAUAUACCCAGUGACUGCAACUAUAUGGGCUUGGUUGAAGGAAAUCAGGAUUCUGAAGCUACGAUAAGUACAUGCAUGGGAGGUCUCCGGGGCAUCCUGAAAAUUGAUGCCAAUUAUUACCAAAUCGAGCCCCGCAAGGCUUCUUCCAAUUUUGAACACGUGGUAUACCUCCUGGAGAAAGAGGAGGAAUUUCCUAAUCAGAUCUGUGGAUUCACUGAUGAUGAAACAAUAGAGCAGAUGGCCCAGCAUGAGAACAUGGCUAGGACACCCGACUUAACUGACUUAUAUACACAUCAAAUGUACUUGGAAUUAGCCCUGGUCUUUGAUAACAGUAGGUAUUUGUUUUCAAACUCCAAUCUUACUCAAGUCAUAAAUGAUGCCAUUCUUCUGACUUCUAUUAUGGACUCUUACUUCCAAGAUAUCCGUCUGAGAAUACAUCUAUUUAGUGUUGAAGUAUGGACAGAUAAGGACAAAAUUAGAGUUAAUUUUACAAAGAUAGAGCAAGUUUUAAGCCAGUUUUUGGUAUACCGAACAAGUGUACUAAACACUCGGAUCCCAGUAGACUGGGUACACCUAUAUCUUAAAAGAAGUUUUUCAGAUUUACUUGCACAGUCUGGGGGACAUGUGUGUAGUCAGUUUUAUGCUGGCUCUGUAAGUGUCUUUCAAGAUGUAAAUAUCCUUGCACCUGCCACUUGGUCAGCUCAUGUACUGGGACACGGUGUGGGAAUGCUACAUGAUGAAGCAUACUGCCAGUGUAAGGGAAGGUAUAGUUGCAUUAUGGGUACUGGGCGAUAUGGGUUUAGUAAUUGUAGUUAUGCCCAUUAUUUUGCACACAUAUAUAAAACUUCAAGUGCAAGGUGUCUAACUAAUCUCCCAGGCCUAGGCUACGUGCUUGAGAGAUGUGGAAACAAAAUUGUGGAAGGGAAUGAGGAAUGUGAUUGUGGUUCAUCAGAGGAGUGUGAAGAAGACAGGUGUUGUCAACCAGAUUGUAAAUUCAAAGAAGGAGCCAAUUGUAGCACUGGACUUUGCUGUCAUGAGUGUCAGUUUCGUCCAUCUGGAUACAUGUGUCGGGUGGAAGAAAAUGAAUGUGACCUUGCAGAGUACUGCAAUGGGACCUCAGCUUUCUGUCCAAGUGAUACUUAUAAGCAGGAUGGAACCCCUUGCAAGUACAAAGCCCGUUGUUUCAAACAGAGUUGUCAAUCCAGGUAUAUGCAGUGCCAAAAAAUUUUUGGACUUGAUGCCAAAGAUGCUCCUCAUCAGUGCUAUGAUGCAGCAAAUUUAUUAGGUGACCAAUAUGGGAACUGUGGGAUUUCAGGACUACGUGCAUUUCGAAAGUGUACCAAGCAAAAUUCAAUAUGUGGCAGGCUACAGUGCAUAAAUGUUGAAACCCUCCCUGAUAUGCCAGAUCAUACUAUCCUAAUAUCCACUCAUCUGCAUGAAGAAAAUCUCAUGUGCUGGGGCAUUGGCUAUCAUCUAGCCAUGGUACCUAUGGGGUUACCUGACCUGGGUGUGAUAAAUGAUGGUACCUCCUGUGGUAAGGAACGGGUAUGUUUUAAUAGAAGAUGUGUGAAUAGCUCAGUCCUGAAAUUUGACUGUUUCCCCGAGAAGUGCAACCGCCGAGGAGUUUGCAACAAUAACAGAAACUGCCACUGCAUGUAUGGUUGGGCCCCUCCGCUCUGUGAGGAGGUAGGAUAUGGAGGAAGCAUUGACAGUGGGCCUCCAGGACCACUACGGAACGAGGUGUCUGCCUCACUUGAGGUUGUGAUUCUUAUAUUAACACGCCUUGUUUUCUUAAUUAUCUCAGUGAUUGUUGUGUUUUACAGGAAAAUCCUAUAA